Meyerozyma guilliermondii ATCC 6260 is the source of this 4899-nucleotide messenger RNA. RefSeq names its product DNA-directed RNA polymerase I core subunit (gene RPA190). The transcript has a single exon. Bases 1 to 4899 code for a protein of 1632 amino acids. Gene Ontology annotation, molecular function: DNA-directed RNA polymerase activity; DNA binding. Gene Ontology annotation, biological process: DNA-templated transcription. NCBI's taxonomy places the organism in Eukaryota, Fungi, Ascomycota, Pichiomycetes, Serinales, Debaryomycetaceae. The record is from RefSeq and is a predicted model, not a curated record. Gene Ontology annotation, cellular component: RNA polymerase I complex.
AUGGAUAUAUCCAAACCCGUAGGGUCCGAAAUUACAUCUGUGGAUUUCGGUGUGCUCUCUGCGGAUGAAAUUCGACGGAUUUCUGCAAAGAGAAUCAGCAAUCCGACCGUAUUCGACAAUUUGGGUCACCCUAUAAAUGGCGGUCUCUACGAUUUAGCAUUAGGAGCUUUUCUCCGUAACUUGUGUGCCACAUGUGGACUUGAUGAAAAGUUCUGUCCCGGGCACCAGGGCCACAUAGAGUUACCCACGCCUGUUUAUAAUCCGUUAUUCUUCAACCAGAUGUAUAUUUUGUUGCGGUCGCUGUGUCUUUACUGUCAUCACUUUCGACUCAAUUCUUUGGAAGUUCACCGCUACGAGUGCAAAUUAAAGUUGAUCCAGUACGGCUUAUUGCUCGAGUGCGAGGAAUUGGACAAUAUGUUUGUGAAUGGCAAAUCGCAAGCUGAAAGUGACGAUGACGAGGAAGAUGAUGAGGUUGCGUCCUCCAAGCAGGUUGACCCCAAACUUAAACGAGAACUUCGCCACCGUCGUGAGACCUUCGUCGAUACUUGCAUUGCCAAAGCGAUCAGCGAGGGUCGUAGCUCUCAUAAUGGUGUAGUCACAGCAUCUGUGGGAGAAGAACGUAAGGCCAUCUUGCAUGAAUUUUCCAAAAGGUUAUUGAGCAGACCAAAGUGUGAUAACUGUGGAAUGUACUCGCCCACGUUCAGAAAAGACGGUUUCACCAAGAUAUUUGAAAACGCUUUGAGAGACAAGCAGGUCACCAACAACAGGGUAAAGGGACUUGUACGUCCAGAUAUGUUCAAGGUUGGAGCCAGUUCUGCCACUUCCAACGGAAGCAUGCCCAAUAUUAAGCAUAAGGAUGGAUUCAAGUACGUUUUGUCCACCGAAAUCAGAAAUAUUUUGCGAGCUGUGUUUGAAAAAGAGCAGGCUAUCAUACAAAAAAUGUUCCAUUCUCGACCCUUUCAAACCGAAAAGGUUACUGCUGAUAUCUUCUUUUUGCACGCUUUGAUAGUACCAGCAACCAGAUUCAGAUUGCCCUCCAAAUUGGGAGACGAAAUCCACGAAAAUUCCCAGAAUGAGUUGCUUUCUAACGUCUUGAAGACAUCACUUUUGAUUCGUGAUUUGAACGAUCAAAUCUCGACGAUGCAAAAGGGGAAACUUUCUGUUGAAGAGAGAAAAAUCAUCUUCAACAGAUUAAUGAACGCAUUUGUCACCAUCCAGAACGAUGUGAAUGCCUUUAUUGACUCGACGAAGAACCAAAAUGCUCCAGCUGGAAAGGUUCCAAAUCCUGGUAUUAAGCAAGCUUUAGAAAAGAAGGAAGGUUUGUUCAGAAAGCAUAUGAUGGGUAAGAGAGUCAACUACGCAGCCAGAUCGGUUAUUUCUCCUGAUCCAAUGUUGGAGACUAAUGAGAUUGGAGUUCCUCCAGUUUUCGCCAAGAAAUUGACAUACCCAGAACCUGUAACCUCCUACAAUGUUUCACAGUUAAGACAAGCGGUUAUCAAUGGGCCAGAAAAAUGGCCUGGUGCAACCCAAGUUCAAAACGAAGACGGUACUAUGGUUUCUUUGGUGGGUAUGACUUUGGAACAAAGAAAAGCCAUUGCCAACCAAUUAUUGACUCCAUCUGGAGGUGUGUCCGUAAUUAACAAAAAGGUGUUCAGACACAUCAAGAACAAAGAUGUUGUAAUAAUGAACCGUCAACCCACAUUGCACAAGGCUUCCAUGAUGGGUCAUAAGGUACGAGUAUUACCUGGAGAAAAGACAUUGAGGUUACAUUAUGCCAACACUGGUGCCUAUAACGCCGAUUUUGAUGGAGAUGAAAUGAACAUGCAUUUUCCACAAAACGAAAAUGCCAAGUCGGAAGCUUUAAAUUUGGCCAAUACCGAUUCGCAAUACUUGACUCCAACCUCCGGUUCUCCUUUGAGAGGGUUGAUUCAAGAUCACAUUUCUGCCGGUGUGUGGUUGACAAACAAGGACUCAUUUUUUACCAGAGAAAUCUACCAGCAGUUAAUUUAUGGCUGUAUUCGUCCCGAAGAUGGUCACACAUCCCACAGCAGAAUCUUGACGGUCCCACCAACCAUCAUCAAGCCCGAACCCUUAUGGACAGGAAAGCAAGUCAUCACCACUAUUUUGUUGAACAUUAAACCCAAGAACGUUCCUGGAGUCAAUUUGACAUCAAAGAACAAAAUCAAGAACGAAUACUGGGGAGUGGCCUCGCAGGAAAAUGAAGUCUUGUUUAGAAAUGGUGAAUUAUUAUGCGGUAUUUUAGACAAGUCACAGUAUGGUGCUUCUCAAUUUGGUAUUGUUCACUCGUUGCACGAGGUCUAUGGUCCUGACGUUGCAGGAAAGGCACUUUCUGUUCUUGGACGGUUAUUCACCAACUAUAUCAUGAUGACUGCCUUCACUUGUGGUAUGGACGAUUUGAGGUUGACCGCAGAAGGAAAUGAAUGGAGAAAAGAUAUCUUGAAAAAAUCUGUUGAUAUUGGUCGUGUUGCAGCUGCUGAGGUUACCAAUUUGGACCCAACUACUUCAAGCACUGAUAGUGAAUUGAUCAAGAGACUAGAAGGAAUUUUGAGAGACGAAAAUAAUGCUGGUAUUUUGGAUGCUGUUACACAAUCGAAGGUCAAUGCCAUUACUUCGCAGGUCGUCUCCAAGUGUAUUCCUGAAGGAACGAUGAAAAGGUUUCCUUACAAUUCCAUGCAAGCUAUGGCGUUGUCUGGUGCCAAGGGUUCCAAUGUCAAUGUUUCGCAAAUCAUGUGUUUGUUAGGACAGCAGGCUUUGGAAGGUAGAAGAGUACCUGUUAUGGUUUCUGGAAAGACUUUACCAUCGUUCAAGCCUUAUGAAACCGAUGCUAGAGCAGGUGGGUACAUUAAAGGACGAUUCUACUCUGGAAUUCGGCCUCAGGAAUACUACUUCCAUUGUAUGGCUGGGCGUGAAGGUUUAAUUGAUACCGCUGUAAAGACCUCUAGAUCUGGAUACUUGCAAAGAUGUUUGACCAAGCAGUUGGAAGGAGUACAUGUUGCCUACGAUAACUCGGUGAGAGACGGUGACGGAACCUUGAUCCAAUUUUUGUACGGAGGAGAUUCCAUUGAUACCACAAAGCAAUCUCAUAUGAACCAAUUCAAAUUCUGUGUGGAGAACUAUGAUGCUUUGUUAACAAAGUAUAAUCCUGGAGACUUGACCCACCAUUUGAACACCGACGAGGCUCUUCACUAUGCCAAGAAGGUUAGAAAGAACCAGAAGAAACAGGCUGGAUUACCUCACUAUGAACAAGCCUACAAGUACGAUCCAGUAUUAUCGGUGUACAACCCAGCCAAGUACUUGGGUUCUGUUUCUGAAAAGUUCCAGGAGAGAUUGGAGGCUUUUGUUAGUGACAAUGCAGACUUGUUCAAGAAAUCUUCUGGCAUCAGUGAGAAGAAAUUUAGAGCAUUGAUGCAAUUGAAGUAUAUGAGGUCGUUGAUAAAUCCAGGAGAAUCCGUGGGAAUUAUUGCAUCGCAGUCCGUUGGUGAACCUUCAACACAGAUGACAUUGAAUACUUUCCAUUUCGCCGGUCAUGGUGCUGCUAAUGUCACCUUGGGUAUACCUCGUAUGAGAGAAAUUAUUAUGACAGCUUCAGCCGCCAUUAAAACUCCGCAAAUGAACUUGCCUAUUCUUGACGAUGUCAACGAUGCCCAGGCGGACGCCUUCUGUAAGUCUGUGGCUAGGGUGGUAUUGUCUGAGUUCUUGGAUCGGGUUGUCGUUACUGAGACUACAGGAAGCGAUGGAGAAGAAAACUCCAGAUCGUACAAUGUCAAGUUGAGAUUCUACCAUUGCCUGGAGUACGAAGAAGAGUACGAUGUUUCGAGACAACAUUUGGAGCAUGUGGUGUCUACCGUGUUCCUUGAUGCGUUAGAAUCGCAAAUCUCGAAAGAGGUUAAAAAGCACAGAAAGGCCGAAAGUCUUCCAACAGUAGGAAAGGCCGUUUCCAAGUCGAACACCGACUUUUCGAUUGCCAAACCAAGCCUUGAAGAAGAUGGAGAAGACGACGAGUCUAGCGAAAAACGCAACUCGAAGCAAGCUGUUUCUUAUGAAGAACCCGACGACGACGAAAUUGAAACGAUGAGAAAGGCAGAGGAAUCCUCCGAGGAAGAAAUGGACGAGUCUUCGGACGACCGGUCUUCCAGUUCUGAUGAAGAAGAGGACUCCGAAGACGAAGAAAAAAAGCCUUCCGCUAGCCAAUCUGAACCUUUAUCUAAGGCAGCAAGAGACCGUCAAAUGGACGUUAUCUCGUCUCACAAUAUGGUUACCAAGUACAAUUUCGACGAUACUAACGGAGAAUGGUGUGAGUUUGACUUGAGAUUGUACGGCGAGUCCCAGAAAUUGUUGAUGGUGAACAUUAUCGAGGACAUGUGUCGCAAGGUGGUGGUGAGAGAAGUGCCUCGAAUUGGACGGUGUGUCAGACCACAACCCGAUGCUGGUGGAGCUAGAGUAUUGACUACCGAGGGAGUCAAUUUUGGAGCCAUGUGGGAGCACGAUGACUUUAUCGAUGUCAACAAAAUUACCUCCAACGAUAUCGCUGCUGUGUUGAAAACCUAUGGUGUGGAAGCUGCUAGAAACACCAUUGUCAAUGAAAUUAACAAUGUUUUCGACCGGUAUGCCAUCAGUGUUUCUUCUCGUCAUUUGGAUUUGAUCGGAGACAUGAUGACCAGAGAGGGAACAUACCUAGCAUUCAACAGACAAGGAAUCGACUCAUCUACGUCUGCUUUCAUGAAGAUGUCUUACGAGACCACAUGUCAAUUUUUGACCAAGGCUGUGUUGGAUGGAACUACAGAGGACUUGGAGUCUCCAUCGGCGCAAAUUGUCGUUGGAAAACUUUCCAACGUGGGAACCGGAUCAUUUGAUGUGCUCGCCAAGAUGGGCCAAUGA